AGGAAGCGGAAGUGUGUGCGGGUUUGUUUACAUUGUGUGUGUGGGACUGCGUGGGGUUGUUGAGCUGCAGCAGCAGAGAAACUUGCUAAAUAAGUCAAGUGCUGACUGAAUAACAAAGAGAGGCUCCCAGUAUUAUUCAUAAUAAAAGCGUGAAUACAGAAAGGAUAUCAGUCUCAAGCUAACAGUCAGUGAAGAUGGACGUCAGCGUCUCCGUGUCGUUCUUUCAAGACGAGCUCGCCUCUACCAUCGAGCACGCAGUGAAAGCGGCUGUAGACACCGUCUUGUGCCAAAUCACAAAAGUUGUCGGCGGCAAAUUCACUGAAUUCCAAAUGGAAAUGGCUGGAAAGGAGAAAGAGAAUGAAAGUCUGAAGCUGAGAUUGGAAAUAUCAGAGAGCGAGUUGAAAGCGGUGCGUCUGUGUGUCAGCGCUGCGGAUGCAAACAUCAGACAAGGCCUCGGAAACAUGAACACGGACUGUAAGGAACAAAACCAUCCGAGGAUUGAGAGCCAGAGGUUAUUCACCAGAGUUAAAGAUUCUGGAGAGAGUCCUGCUUUCAGUGAAGCAGGGGAGGGGCCAGUGAUAGAAGCUGUUUACACAAAAGAGGAAAUCUGUGAUCAGGAGUGGUGUGGAAGAAUAAUGGAGAUUACAGAGCUGACAAGUGCUGAAAGUAAAGACGUCCCUGAACUUGAACCUGUCCACAUUAAAGAGGGGGCCGCAGAGCUGGAGUGUGAUCACAUCACAGAGGAAGUUAGUAAAGAAAAUAAAGUCAAUACGCUGGAGGAGAAUAUAGUUAAGAUGGAAUCUAGCCAUUGUGAAGAUUAUCCUCCUGAACAGAUCUGCAUGAAGCCCAAUCAGCCUGUCUCUGAAGACACUGGUUCUAGUGUUGGAGAAGAGGGCACUGUGCUGUGGUCCAUUCAGAGGAAACAUCACCCCCCUCAGGAAAGAGCUGCAGAUGGAAAGGAGGAAGGAGCGAUGCCGUCCACGAGCAGCACAGCCUCAGAUCUAGGAAGACGCACCUCCACUCCAGCACCCCAGAGCAAAAUCUCUUCUGAUGGGAAACUGCACCGUAAGCAGAAACACAGAGAGUCGACACCCCAAGAUGAAUAUGUGAAGAAACUGAGAACUCGCUCGGUUCAGAAUCUUUCUGCACGACAUAGCCGACCACUUCCUGUGGGAUAUACAGCGACUCCACAUCCCGACAGUUCUGCAACCCAGGGCAACUUCAUUUCCCUACAAACUCCACAGCAGAUUCCUUCAGAGCAGAUCUUAUAUCACUGUUCUGAAUGUGGCACCAAUUUCAGUGACCGGGGAAAGCUGAAAAUACACCAGCGUAUUCACACAGGGAAGAAACCCAAUCACUGUACAGAGUGUGGGAAGACAUUCAGAUUUGCAACUGGAUUAAAACUACACCAACGUAUUCACACAGGAGAUAAAUCAUAUGUGUGUCCUGACUGUGGGAGGAGUUUUAAUCAGAAAUCUAACCUUCAAGCACACCAGCGGAUUCACACAGGAGAGAAACCAUAUGUGUGUCCAGUAUGUGGGAGGGGUUUCAAUCGGAAAGACAGCCUGAGAAUACACCACAAUACCCACACGCGAGACAAACCAUUUCACUGUGCUGAUUGUGGGAAAGGUUUUAAUCGUAAAGAUAGACUUCAAGCACACCAGCGGAUUCACACAGGAGAGAAACCAUAUGUGUGUCCUUUAUGUGGGAGGAGUUUCAAUUGGAAAGACAGCCUGAGAAUACACCACAAUACCCACACGCGAGACAAACCGUUUUACUGUGCUGAUUGUGGGAAAGGUUUUAAUCGUAAAGAUAGACUUCAAGCACACCAGCGAAUUCACACGGCGUUGAAAAUGUUUAACUGUGCUGAUUGUGGGAAGAGUUUUAAUCAGAAAUGUAACCUUGAAAAACACCAGCUAACUCACACAGGAUUGAAACCGUAUGUGAGUCCAGUAUGUGGGAAGAGUUUCAGUCGAAGACACAGCCUCAGAACACACCACAUAAUCCACACGGGAGAGAAACCUUUUGAUUAUAGUGACUGUGGGAAGAGAUUUGUAGAGUCAAAAAAACUAAAGAAACACAGGCUAGUUCACAGAGCUGUAGUGAGGUAGGACACUUACAAAAAAAAAAAAAAAAAAUUCAGUUUUCUCAAUGAAAGCAUCUCAAUCACACCAGAAUACCAAAGCAGACCCUGCGUCUCUCUCGUCAGUUUCAGAUGCAGGGAACUGUGAAAAUAAACAAAUUCAACUCAAAAAAUCCUAAGCCUGCUGUGUAUGCAAAUGAUUGUAGCCCUGUUUCCUACAGCAGUGCUUCUGAAACUGGGGAGGCACAGGAUGUAUCCGGGGGGGGGGGGGGGGAGCUCAGGCAAACAUGUGUAGAAAUGACCGCGCACAUAUUAAUCUGUAUAUAUAUUAAAACAAAUGCUACUGCUGACACCUCCUGCCACACGAAGUACCGCAGACGAGAGGAAGGGUCACAGGGUGUCAGCUUCAACAACAUUACUGGGGAGUGGCUUCCAGACCCUCACAAUUCUCUGUGUAAAAAAAGUGCCUCCUAUUUUAUUCUCAAUUUAAGGGUCCAUAUUUCCAAUGACAGAUGUUAGAACAUUAGUAGCUACACCACAACCCUGCAGUUUUGCAAUUACAGACGCACACAUUUUUUGGGCGAGAUAGGGCAGCAGUGUGGAGUAGUGGUUAGGGCUCUGGACUCUUGACCGGAGGGUCGUAGGUUCAAUCCCAGGUGGGGGACGCUGCUGCUGUACCCUUGAGCAAGGUACUUUACCUAGAUUUCUCCAGUAAAAACCCAACUGUAUCAAUGGGUAAUUGUAUGUAAAAAUAACGUGAUAUCUUGUAACAAUUGUAAGUUGCCCUGGAUAAGGGCGUCGGCUAAGAAAUAAAUAAUAAUAAUAAUCUUUGUCACAUAGCAGCUUUGUGAAGUUCCCGGUGAUUCUAAAGAAAAAUCAUUCAAGCCACUUUGCUGGUCAGAGAUACUUCCAUCUCUCAUUGGAAAUAUGGAGGAACUUGUGCAUGAAUUGCAUUCAGAUAUAAAAGAUGAUGUAAUGGGCUUCGUAUCUUCUCACCACACCAUUAGAUCUAAGAUGGAGAAAAGCCUCGACAGCUUUGAAAAUCCAUUUACAAACUUUAAUACUGAAGCUAAAUGGAAAAAAACAUUUCAGUGAAUAAUGGGGUGUAUUUGUAUUUUGAUUUUAAGUUCUAUAGUUUUGGAAUUGAAAUAAGUAUCGUGGCACUUUGAGGGCUGGUUAUGCAAUGGGAAUUUCUAUAAAUAUGGAGAUAUAAAGGAAGAUGUAAAUAUCACUCCUUCCACAGAAGGUGCAGGUUUGUCACUGCUUCCAUUGAAUUGAGGAGAUUUAGAAAUCGCAACCAAAAGUGUGUUCACAAAGAACGUCCAAAAUAUGAGAUCGAAAGGCAACCAAACCACUCACCGUGGACACAAACUUUUUGCUGUGAUGUCAAAAUCUCCCGAGUUAAAGUGAAACAGUAACACAAUGUCAUGUUCUGGAGUUAAAUGCAUUUGUGUGAAUUACAAGUUGGGCUACAGAAAUAGUACAAAAUAACCCAGGAUGGCAGUGAGGACAUUUUGAUUUGUAAAAUGAUAUUCAAGUGUACUUUUUUUUCUUCCUUUACCAGCAGUUAUUCUUGUGGAUGAACACUGUUGUCUAAAAGUAACUGACAUCCAAAAAUUAUAAACUGUACUUGGUGUCCAAAAGAUGUAUUUUGUGAAAUAAAUGCUUUGAUUUAAUA
Acipenser ruthenus (sterlet) is the source of this 3761-nucleotide messenger RNA. RefSeq names its product zinc finger protein 660-like. Gene Ontology annotation, biological process: regulation of transcription by RNA polymerase II. The transcript is spliced from 3 exons. Lineage: Eukaryota; Metazoa; Chordata; Actinopteri; Acipenseriformes; Acipenseridae. The record is from RefSeq and is a predicted model, not a curated record. Bases 195 to 2111 code for a protein of 638 amino acids. Gene Ontology annotation, molecular function: RNA polymerase II cis-regulatory region sequence-specific DNA binding; DNA-binding transcription factor activity.